Molecule: messenger RNA, 1916 nt
Organism: Marchantia polymorpha subsp. ruderalis
Lineage: Eukaryota; Viridiplantae; Streptophyta; Marchantiopsida; Marchantiales; Marchantiaceae
Source: the annotation of a GenBank genome assembly
GAGCGGCGCAAGAGCGAUGUGACGAGACGAUAGGAGAGGCAAGGGACGGGAAGGAGAGGGGCGCGCAUUGUUGCAGAGCAUCGAUUAAGCGAGCGAGCGAGCGAGCGAGGCAUCGAUCGAAUUCGACAAUGGCGUCGGCAUCGGCUUUUCUGCCGUGCUCUCGAUUGCAAGCGGUGGCCAGCGCAGGAUUGAACGCGAGCGUCUCGGUGUCGUCGUCUCGAGCUUCUUCGUCGGGCGCUUCUUGCUCCUUUCCCGGGGCUGCGAAGCGAGUGGUGGCCGGAGGGUGCAGCACGAGGCUGCGCGUCGCUCGAUGCUGCAGUUUUUCCGUGGAAGAGGAGAACGAGGAUGUGGUCGGGCCUCCCGUGUUGAAUUUUCAGCCCAAGAGUAACAUGCCGGAGGCUCCUCCCGAGUGGAAGGAGAAGGAGGCCGAGAGGGUCGCGCUGAUGAUCGAGAAAGAGGGCAUCAGCAUCAGGCGCCGCCCCGAGACCGGGCCUCCGCUGCACAAUGUUGGCGCUUUCCAAUUCAAGCUGCAGAAUGCCGGGAACACUCCGCGCAAUAUUUUGGAGGAGAUUGUGUGGAGUAAGGAUAUCGAAGUCACCGGGAUGAAGGAACGGAUGCCCAUUGGGACAUUGAAGAGGCUGCUUGCUACUGCAGAGCCGGCUAGGGAUUUCGUGGGUGCUCUCAGAGAGAGAGCCGCCGAGACAGGAGUUCCGGGGCUCAUUGCGGAAGUGAAGAAGGCGUCUCCGAGCCGAGGAGUCAUUCAGCCUAAUUUUGAUCCCGUUCGAAUUGCGAAAGCUUACGAAGCCGGCGGAGCGGCCUGCUUGAGUGUCUUGACAGACCAGAAAUAUUUCCAGGGCUGCUUCGAGAAUUUGAAGCUGAUCCGUGCUGCCGGAGUCCAAUGCCCUCUGUUGUGCAAGGAGUUCAUCAUCGAUGCCUGGCAGCUCUUUAAUGCUCGCGUCCAUGGUGCGGACGCCGUCCUCCUGAUCGCAGCUGUUCUCCCCGAUCAAGACUUGAAGUACAUGAGCCGGAUCGCCAAGUCAUUGGGUCUGGCUGUAUUGAUAGAAGUACACAGCGAACGAGAGAUGGAUCGUGUGCUUGCCCUUCCAACGGUGGAUUUAAUAGGAAUCAACAAUCGAAACCUUGAAACAUUUGAAGUCGACAUCCAGAAUACUGUACGACUCCUUGAAGGAGAGAGGGGCCAGGUAAUUCGUGACAGAGGCAUUCUCAUGGUGGGCGAGUCAGGCCUUUUCACACCUGCUGACAUAGCAGUCGUCCAAAAUGCUGGCUGUGGUGCGGUUUUGGUAGGCGAAUCGCUGGUAAAACAGGACGACCCGAGGACAGGAAUUGCUGGAUUGUUUGGAAAGGAUAUAUCAAGAAGUCCAAACCCUACUUUGGAAGUUUCUGCUGCCUAAACUUCAAUCCAGUUUUGAAGAAUGUAUUUUGUAUCUUGUCUCAAAGUCUGUGAUCUACAGGGUGUAAGAUAACUGCCCAGUGGCUCAAUCUGUGCUCUGAGAAUCCUGGGAGUUUUGGUACCUUAAAUGUAAGAAUCGCUCUUGGAAAAUGCUUCAAGCAGCCGCGGGUUGUACGUAGUUAGAUAAUAGACCUGUUACGGGGAGAACAUUCAGCAACAAGUCUUGGCUUCACAAGUGAUGUCACCUUCCUAUUGAUUCAGAGUAUAUUCGACCUGCAUUUCGGGACCAGUGAGGCCAAGACUUGAGUAUAUGUAGAUUAUAUCGACACUUGCAAACUGGCAUGCAGUCAAUGAACUCGAAGCUUCUUAGAACAGCGGUUUAUAGGUGACAUCAAGUUGUGCCGCAUGUUUUCACGGCUAGUUUCCGUCAUAGAAGUGAGGAACAUUUUGGCUCUAUUCUUCAAUGGAAUAAACAUCGGCGUCGUACGCCAGUCUCUUAAACGUU